Molecule: messenger RNA, 786 nt
Organism: Athalia rosae (coleseed sawfly)
Lineage: Eukaryota; Metazoa; Arthropoda; Insecta; Hymenoptera; Athaliidae
Gene: Cby
Product: protein chibby homolog 1
Exons: 4
Coding region: 1-387 (128 amino acids)
Source: RefSeq, a predicted model, not a curated record
AUGCCGCUCUUCUCGAAUAAGUUCUCUCCUAAAAAGACACCAACCAGGAAAGCGUUUGUUUCGUUGGCAAACAAAGACUUGAGCCCUAAAAGAAUCGAAAAAGAAUUGGGCCCAGACGUGGGACCGAUACGUCUCAGGCUUGGUGACCAGGAAGCUGUUUUUGAUAGUGGCCAAUGGAUCCCUGAAACAGGUAAAGUUAGUGGAACUUAUAAAGAGAAUGAAAGACUCCGUAGAGAGGUCAAGAAACUUGAGGAGGAAAACAACUUACUGAAAUUGAAAUUCGAAGUCAUGCUCGAUAUGUUGACACAAACAACGGCUGAGUCCAAUCUCCAUAGCAAAGAACUAGAAACGCUAAAGAAUAAACUGAGUCGCUCUAAACGCAGUUAGGUGCUUCAAAUAGUGACAGUGGGUUGCAUCCUUGCCAGCUACGAUAUCCCCCAACGAACUCAUAGGUCAAUAAAUGACCCGAAACAGACGUCAUUGUCAUCUUACAUUGUUGCCCCCAUAGUUGAGUUUCGAAUUCAUAAAUUUUGUUAUACACUGAUAGCCCCUCUCGCUAAAAUGAAAAAGUUUCCUUCAAAUUCAGCCAGAAACAACAAUAAUAGUAGCAUAAAAAACAAUCAUUACCCGCCUUGAAGAAUUCCGCGACAGGUAGCCUGCGAUACCUUUGGCAGCAUCAUUUUUCUCUGCUAUAUUCAACACUUUCAUUUGAUUACUCUGAUUUUUCUCUGCUUUAGAAUUGUUGCUUUUGAAUCUGACAAGUCCUCCCCAGAAGCUGUGUAUAGC